AUGUCUAUAGGCACAGUCAUAGGUGUGCUACCUCUUCUGGGCCAACUUGAUUGGUCCGUCUUUUUCCCUUCGUUGGACACUUUGACAGGCCUCAAAAUCAGCUAUGCAAUCUUUGGCAUGGCAGAGGCCUUCUUCAGCACCAUCGCCACUUUUGCGCCGCUGGAAGCAUUUCCUGUUCAGUACGUAGGGGCUGUCUCUGCGGCUGUUCAGGUCAGUACAUCCCUGGGAGCAAGCAUUCAAUCUGAAGUCUACGUCCUUCUCAAGGCCAACUUCCAGAACUUUGUGCCCGCAUACUACACGUACAUGCUCGUUUGUACGGUGGUGUGUGGAGGAUUGAUGGUCUUGGCGUUCUGGGAAAACAGCAAGCUGCUCCAUAGAAGCAAGUCAAAUCUUGCCGAUGACCUUGAAGUACGCAGCUUGCAGUCAUCCCUCUUGAGUAGGGACUUCGCUUACAUGUCCCUGCUCUUCUUUGUUGGAAUUGGGUUCGUCUUCAGCUAUCUGGAUGCUGCAGGUCAAAUCAAUGCCGCCGCUGGUUUGCCUGCAGCGCGGGCCACGAUAACGUUUGGCAUCUAUGGCGCGCUGGCAAGAGUCUGCGCAAAUUGCGCUCUGGACUACACUCGUGGAAAACCGUACGGAGGUCCCAUGACAUACAUUGCACUCUCGCUGCUCUCGCUAGCGGCAGGCUUGGCAGCUGCCGGCUCUCCAUCUAAUCCUGACACCAUGUCUGUGCAUGUCAUGAAUUUCUUCUGCAGCCUCGGCGCUGGGGGCUUGUUGGGUGUCACUCCGCCGGCCUUGAGGCUAAUUUUUGGAUCUGGGUCGUUGGGCCUCAUCUACGGGCUCCUCUACCUUCUGACGGCUUUCGGCAUUCCGACCUGGGGCUUCCUGCUCCCAGCGGAUGGGUGUGCAUCAGGAUGCUUCCAGACCUACUGCCGUACAGGUGCAGCUCUUCUUCCUGUUCUAGCACUCGGAGCACUCGUGAUUGGAUCUUUUGGCCUUGCCUCCCGAGGCUACGACUAUGGCCGCCCCAAGAUGCCAAAGGGUUGGUUCGCAAACUUCUUCUACCCUUUGUGGGAGUUCGGCCACAUCCUCUUUGUGACAGACCGCUGGAUUGCUUGGCGUCUCCUGCGGCACAUCCUGGGCAUUACGAUUUGCUACAUCCCCCUCAACAUCCAGAUGCAGUGGAACAAGCAGAUGAUGGAGGAAUACAAGAAGCAUCAUGAAUUGUGA
Molecule: messenger RNA, 1227 nt
Organism: Symbiodinium pilosum
Lineage: Eukaryota; Dinophyceae; Suessiales; Symbiodiniaceae
Source: the annotation of a GenBank genome assembly